Messenger RNA from Cuscuta epithymum, 1834 nucleotides. The record is from the annotation of a GenBank genome assembly. Lineage: Eukaryota; Viridiplantae; Streptophyta; Magnoliopsida; Solanales; Convolvulaceae.
GGACCCCAGACCUCGUCCUAUCCAUCCUCAAGCGCCUCUGGAACCACGGACCCAAGGCUCUCCAAUUCUUCGACCACCUCGAUCGCCACCCCCUCUUACGCUCACCCCGCCGCCGCAUUUGACCACGCCAUUGACAUCGCCGCCCGGAUGCGCGAUUACCGCACCCUUUGGAAGCUCGUAGCCCGGAUGCGAUCCCGCAGACUCGGUCCUCGACCAAAGACCUUUGCUAUCAUCACCGAGAGGUACGUUUCUGCCGGCAAUCCUGAUAAAGCGUUGAAGGUUUUCUUGUCUAUGCAUAAUCAUGGUUGCCCCCACGAUUCAAAUUCUUUCAAUACUUUUCUCGAUGUUCUUUGCAAAUCCGGGCGGGCUGAGAUGGCCUAUAGGCUUUUGAAGAUGCUUCGAGGUAGUAGAUUUAGAGCUGAUAUUGUCACAUAUAACACACUUGCAAAUGGAUUUUGUUUAAUCAAACAAACCCCUAAAGCUCAAGACAUUCUCAAGGAAAUGGUAUGGAGAGGCUUGACUCCCACCGUAACCACAUAUAACAUACUGCUCAAAGGAUUUUUUCGGGCUGGUCAGAUUAAAGAAGCUUGGGAAUUUUUCUUGCAAAUGAAGAAGAGGAAGUGUGAGAUUGAUGUUGUGACUUAUACCACUUUGGUUCAUGGGUUAGGAGUUGUUGGAGAGAUUGAUAAAGCUCGCAAGAUGUUUAAUGAGAUGGUUGGAACUGAUGGUAUACUUCCUUCUAUUUCAACUUACAAUGCAUUCAUUCAAGUGCUGUGCAAGAAGGAUUCUGUGGAAAAUGCUAUUUCAGUAUUUGAGGAGAUGUUGAGGAAAGGUUAUGUCCCAAACACAAUGACUUAUAAUUCAGUAAUUAGGGGGUUGUGUCAUAGGGGGAGAAUGAAUGAGGCUGUUCAGUAUAUGGAUAAAAUGAGGGAUGACCAUAAGUGCGAACCGAAUAUUCAGACCUACAAUGUCAUCGUCCGCUAUUAUUGCGACCAAGGAGAAAUUGAGAAGGCUCUUGUGGUAUUUGACAGAAUGAAUUGUGUCGAUUACUGCUUACCCAAUCUGGAUACGUACAAUGUCUUGAUCAGCUCUAUGUUUGGGAGAAAGAAAUCAGAUGAUUUACUCGUUGCUGGCAGGUUGAUAGUGGAAAUGGUUGGUAGAGGAUUUAUGCCAAGAAGGUUCACGUUCAAUCGUGUUCUGAACGGACUUUUGCUCACUGGCAAUCAACAGUUUGCCAGAGAGAUUUUGAGACUGCUAAGUGAAUCUGGCCGUCUCCCCCGUCAUUUCAAGUUGUGAAUCUAUUGCAGCUUCCUGAAAGAUUUGGAGCAAAUCUAGUUGUUAUGCACUGAAAGCAUCAUUGGUUAAAAUGAUGAACCUGCAUUUCAAUUGAAAGGUAAGAUUAAAUGCUACACUUGUACUCCCAUAUGAAGUAAUACUAUACAUAAAAAAAUAUGGAGUAAUAAGUUACUGUCCCUGUUCAUGUUUAUUAUUCUAGGCUGACCAGAUCACAUCAUCAUCAUCAUUACCCCACUGCCGCAAAGGCUUCCACCUACGGUGGGGUAAGCGGGUCGGAUGUACGCAACCUUACCCCUGUACUAAAGCACAGAGAGACUGUUACCGGAUGACCCACAGUGAAAAUCGCGUCGAGAAUUGCAUGAACUCACUGCUGCUUCAUAACAAAGAAGCACACACAUUUUAGUGAGCCAUAUUGCUUUAUUCCAUCACAUUCUCAAGUCAAAAAAUAGUGAAUCUUUGGCUCCAUUGCAAAUGAUGGAAAUGUUUACGAAAUCCCACAAUUCAAUAAAAUUUAUUAAUGCUAUCAGUUAAUCAAAAC